AUGGCGACCGUUCCUCCCACCACCAUCACGCCUAACAGCCAUGUCGGUUUCGACAGCAUCACGUCGCAGAUUGAGCGCAAGCUCUUGAAGCGCGGUUUCCAGUUCAACGUCAUCUGCGUUGGCCAGACUGGACUCGGAAAGUCGACGCUGAUCAACACCAUCUUCGCCUCGCACCUGAUCGACUCCAAGGGUCGCCUGCAGCCCGACGAGCCCAUUCGCUCGACCACGGAGAUCCAGGCCGCUUCUCACAUCAUUGAGGAGAACGGCGUCCGCCUGCGCCUCAACAUUGUCGACACGCCCGGCUACGGAGACCUCGUCAACAAUGACCGCUGCUGGGACCCCAUCGUCAAGUACAUCAAGGACCAGCACUCCGCCUACCUGAGGAAGGAGCUUACGGCCCAGCGUGAGCGCUACAUCCAGGACACGCGCAUCCACUGCUGCCUGUUCUUCAUCCAGCCCUCGGGCCACUCCCUGAAGCCCAUUGACAUUGUCGUCCUCAAGAAGCUCUCGGACGUUGUCAAUGUCGUGCCCGUCAUUGCCAAGGCCGACACGCUCACCGUCGAGGAGCGCCAGGAGUUCAAGGAGCGCAUCAAGCAGGAAUUUGCUUUCCACAACCUCAAGAUGUUCCCGUACGACAAUGAGGAGUUUGAUGACGAGGAGCGUGCCCUGAAUGGAGAGAUCAAAAGCCUGGUCCCCUUUGCCGUUGUCGGCUCGGAGAAGAACAUCAUCGUCGAUGGCAAGCAGGUCCGCGGACGCCAGAACAGGUGGGGUGUCAUCAAUGUCGAGGACGAGAAGCACUGCGAGUUUAUCUACCUCCGGGAUUUCCUGCUCCGCACCCACCUCCAGGACCUCAUCGAGACGACUUCGCAGACCCACUACGAGACUUUCCGUGCCAAGCAGCUGCUGGCCCUUAAGGAGAGCAGUGCUCACGGCGGUGGCAGUGGAAGCCGCCCCAUCAGCCCGUCCGCGGACCGCGAGCUGAGCCGCAACUCUCAGCGGAUGACCAUGAACGGCUACUAG
This is a messenger RNA of Geosmithia morbida, 1020 nucleotides long. Its product is annotated as septin 3/9/12. The transcript is spliced from 3 exons. The record is from RefSeq and is a predicted model, not a curated record. NCBI's taxonomy places the organism in Eukaryota, Fungi, Ascomycota, Sordariomycetes, Hypocreales, Bionectriaceae. The coding region runs from base 1 to 1020 and encodes 339 amino acids. Gene Ontology annotation, cellular component: septin complex; microtubule cytoskeleton; cell division site. Gene Ontology annotation, molecular function: molecular adaptor activity; GTP binding; GTPase activity. Gene Ontology annotation, biological process: cytoskeleton-dependent cytokinesis.